UCUGAGCCAAAGCGCUGCGAAUCAAAACCACGUAUUUCGUAUUUAACGAAAUGUAUUAAUUGAGGACAAGUUGUGGUUAGUUCAUGGGUUAUCGGAGGGUCAUUGCUCCACGCGGUGGAAGUCCUCCGAGGAAAUGUAACGACAGUCGCGACAACUUUAACGCGUCAACAAGACCUCUCAGGAUGCACUGGAUAUUGGUGUCGAAUUUACUGGGUUGGUUUCAUGGUUAUGCUUCUGCCUUCACGCUGCAUACCAGCCCAACGGUGGCCAGAGAGCAGCCCGACUACGAGUAUGUGACGGACAGACUGACGUGGCACAGCGCCGGGCGACUGUGCAGCCGCCGCAUGGGGGCUUUGGCCACGGCCAGCGACGCGGCCGAGACCCAAGCGCUCACCGCCUUCCUGAAGUCCCAGAACAUCUCCCAGCCCGUAUGGGUCGCCAGCAAAGAUCCCCCAGAGAGCCGGGUUCUAGAGCUUGGCCAACUAUCGAACGUGAAGAAGUUCCCGUCCAUGGGCUCCGUGACCGUAUGCCUCCAGCUACGCUUCGCCGACAGUGCCUCGGGUUUUUCCACCAUCAUUUCCUACUCCGUCCCGUCCAACGUUAACGAGCUGCAGAUCCGGGCCAGCUUGGAUGCGGGCCGGCCCGGGCGAGUCCAGCUGGCCUUAUGGAUCCACGGGAACAAUGGGACCUACCGCGACGCUUUCAGCCAUGACGAUUCCUGGCACUCGCUCUGCGUCUCCUGGAGCCAAAAUGGCGGCCGCUGGGAGAUGUUUGCAGAUGGCCACCAGGUGGGCGAAGGCGACGGACUGCACGUCGGCAACGCACUCGGCGCCGACGGUGUUUUCAUCAUCGGGCAGGACAAGGCGAACGAGUCCUUCUCUGGAAGUAUCAGACAGCUGCAUAUCUGGGAGCGCGUGCUGAGCGCCACGGAGGUAUUCUCCAUGGAGACGCAGUACUCAUGUCAAGAUUACAGCAGAGGGGUGGUGACCCUGGAUCCCAGUUUACUGGCCAACCCCAACCUCUCCGUGAAAGCAGUCCAGACCUCCCAGGUCGACUGUUGUGUGACCUUUGACCCUGGGAGUGUCAGUAGGGGUUUUGACAAGUGCGCUGCCCACAGAGGGGCGGUUUGCGAGUUCAAGAAAGAUGGAGCAGACAUACCGAACAGGCAUUUUCCAAAGACCCCCAUCUUUAGCACGUUGAGCAGAGAUCCUCUGGCCAAGCCGGUGAUGGAGGAGAUGAGCGUCAACAGCACCUGGAGCAGAGACCUCCGCUCCGCCGACCUCCUGACCCAGGCUCUGCUGCGAGCGGUGGAGAGGGAGGGGGCCGGCGUCCUCACCCCCACGGACGUCACCUUCCUCUGCCAGAUGGUGGACCUAGACCGGGCCCCCCUGGGUUCCUCCCCUGAGGCCCCCGGGGCCGGGACCAUGGUGUCCGUGGCGACCAACUACCUGAAGUUGGCCAGCAUGGUGCUGGAGCCCCAGACGGCGUCCUGGUGGUCGGGACCCUCGGAGGACGGGGUCCGUUUGGGUCCGUUCACGGUCGUGGAGAGCGUCGACAGACUGACCAGAGUUCUGGCAGACUCUCUGUUCCAUGAGGGAAGAGCUUUCCGUCUGUCCACCAACAACAUAGACGUGCGCGUGGAGAGGCUCAGGCUGUCCCAGGGGAGCUGCAGGCACGUCUUCAAGCCCUCGGCGCUGUCGUCUCACAGAAGCAGCCUGGAGGAGCUGCUGGUCCCAGACACCGAGCUGCGCAGGUUACACAUGCUAGGACACGAGGAGGUGAUGUUCAUCCAUACGUAUUACGGCCGUCUGAAUGAGAUCAUGUCUGCGGCCGAGACGACUCCUCCAGACGACCCGAAGAACGACCAGAGCGUUCUUCCAGGUCACCUGACCACAGCUGUCAUCUCAGCCACAGUUCGAGACCCCGUCAAGGCCCAAACCAUUCCUGUUGCUGUGCAGUACACCCUCACCACCCCCCACGUGGCGGAGUAUUCUCAGCGAGUCACGCCUGUUUGUGUCUUUUGGAACUACACCCUGCUGCGGGAACAUGCCCCUCUCUGGUCCAGUAAGGACUGCAGAGUGACGUACGAGGGCUCUGAUGUCACAUCCUGUUCCUGUAGCCACACCACCAACUUUGCCAUCCUCAUGAACUACAUGGAAUCCAAGUGGAGCGACGAGGAUGAGGCCAUUCUGACCAAGCUGACGUUCAUCGGCUCUGGAGCGUCUCUGUGUGCGCUGGUGGUGACCCUGAUGCUCUUCACCGUGUUAGACAUCCCCAGGUCGGACCGGACGUCGAUCCACAAGAACCUGUUUGUGGCUCUGAUCUGUGCCCAAGUAGUCUUGCUCUGCAGCGGCUCAGCCCUCCAUCACAAGGUGGCGUGCACGGUGGUGGCGGCGCUGCUCCACCUCUGCUUCAUGGCGGCCUUCAGCUGGAUGCUGGUGGAGGGCCUGCUGCUCUGGAGCAAGGUGGUCGCCGUGAACCUCAGCGAGGACCGGCACAUGAAGUACUACUACCUGAUCGGCUGGGGGCUGCCGGCUCUGAUAGUAACCAUCACGCUGGCCUCGUCCAGGGGGCGGUACUCUGCAGACGGUCACUGUUGGCUCAGCGUCCAGAACGGGGUCAUCUGGGGGUUUGCUGGGCCCGUCAUCUUCAUAAUCCUGGUGAACAUCAUGGUUCUGACCAGGGUGGUGGUCAUCACCAUCUCCACAGCCAAGCGGAGGUCCAUCAUGCUGGUCAUGGGCACCAGCACCGUGGAGCAGGCCUACGAGCAGAUCAGGGCUGCGGUGAAAGCGGUUCUGGUUCUCCUGCCCAUCCUAGGCUUGACCUGGCUCUGUGGGGUCCUAGUGCCCUUCUCCAUCGCCAUGGCCUACGUCUUCGUCCUGCUGAACUCCCUACAGGGCCUGUUCAUCUUCCUGAUAUAUGGGGUCUACAACACAGAGGUUCGAAGCACGGUCAACCGCAUCAGGGAGAGAAGAAAAGCUCUCAACUUCUCCAACGGGGCCAGCUUCAGGCCGUCCAGCUCGGGGACCAGCUCCCGCCCAUCUGGCCACACCCCGCCCCAGGAUCACGAGGGUGGGGAGAAGGCGAAGGGGGAGGAGGGCAAAGAGGCAGAUCCUACCAGCACCCCAGUCAGCACCCGGCAGGAACAGGUCAGGUCCCCUGGUGAGUCCCCACAAUGCUGA
This is a messenger RNA of Gadus chalcogrammus (walleye pollock), 3182 nucleotides long. RefSeq names its product adhesion G-protein coupled receptor D2. Bases 84 to 3182 code for a protein of 1032 amino acids. The transcript has 23 exons. Gene Ontology annotation, biological process: cell surface receptor signaling pathway; adenylate cyclase-activating G protein-coupled receptor signaling pathway. Gene Ontology annotation, molecular function: G protein-coupled receptor activity. Lineage: Eukaryota; Metazoa; Chordata; Actinopteri; Gadiformes; Gadidae. Gene Ontology annotation, cellular component: membrane. The record is from RefSeq and is a predicted model, not a curated record.